AUGAAUAAUGACCAGAAAAGUGAUUUUAGACUUGAUCAAUCAACAAUUAGUAAUGGAUUAUUUACCGUAAUAGAACGAAAACCUCUUUCUUCGCUAGAAAACAAUGAUAGUUUAAAUAUAAGUAAUUUAAGUGAUCCCUUAAAUGUUUCUAUUGAUUGUUUAUCAAAAAAGAAAGAAGAUAAUACUACUAAUGACAAUAUUUGUGAAAUUUAUAGAUUAAAUAGCUCACAAAUUUUAAAUGAUAAUUUAGAUAAUACAGUUAGUAGAAUAAGUUACGUUGAUGAUGAUGUUUCAUCAUUUUAUGAUUCAGAAAAAGAAGAAGAACUUUAUUUUGAUAAUGAUAUUUCUACACUCGGUUCUUGUUAUUCCUUUUCAAGUACUAUGAAAAAUUGCAAAAAGAAAAAAUUAAGAAAUAGUGUUUAUAAUAGUUCAAGUUAUAAAAAUAUAGAAUAUGAAGAAAGUAGUGAAAAUAAUUCUCCUUUUAAUAAGUCAAAAGAUAAAGAAUUAAAUAAUGAAUGUAAUUUAGAAGAAGCAUAUAUAAAAGAAAAUUAUAAUGAUAAUAAAAAAUGUUUUAGUAAUUUAAGUUUUCCAGAUGAUUUAAAAAAUAAAAAAGAUGAUAUAUCUGAAUGUAAAAAUAGUGAAUUGUCAAAUGAAGAAUUAUUAAAUUCAAACAAUAAUAAUGAAAAAGCUAUUCGAUUGAAUAAAAAUAUAUAUAGAAUAGUUAAUAUAAAUAAAUCUGAUAAAGAUAAUAAGGAAAAUUUUAUAAGAAGAAUAACACAAAUAAGAAAAAGUAUGAUAAAAGAAAAAAGUUGUGAAGAUGAUCAAAAUGAAUCAAAAUUAAAUGAUUUAUGUAAUAAAGAAAAUGAAUCAAAUGUAAUAUUUGAUAAAGAAUCAAAAAAUUAUAAAAAUUAUAACAGAUUCAGUGAAGGAUAUAAUUUAAAGAAGUAUAACAAUUUAUCUAGGUAUAACAGUGAUAAAAAAAUAAAAUAUAAAGAAUUAAAUCAUGAAGGAGAAGACUCCUAUUUUGAGGAAGAUUUUGAUGAAUUUAAUGGUUCUUCAAAGGAUAAUUUAUACUAUGACUAUGUUCGUAAAAAUAAAAAAGAAGGCAAUAAGCAAUUUAAAAAUGAUAUAUUAAAAGUAAGGAAUGAAGAUUUUCAUAAAAAUAGAAGAAAUAAUUAUGGAGAAACAGAUUAUAACAUAAAUGAAAAUAUAUAUUAUAAAUAUAUUCAUAAUAAGAACAAUAGAUUAAAAGAAUUUGAUAAAGAUAAUAAUAUUGAAAAUAAUAGGCGCAUAUUAAAAAACUUAAAUAAUUCCUAUAGCGAUGAAAAAGAAUUAUAUGAAGAAAAUGAUGAAAAUUUGAAUAAUAUGAGAUAUAAAAACAAAUUUCAUAAUGAUUAUGAAGAAUAUUAUGAUAAUAAAAAACAAGAUGACUAUUAUUCCAAUGCACGAAUAAAAAGAUACAGUUCAUUUGAUACAAAUAUCAAUGCAAAAAAGUAUUCAGAUGAUUAUUUACAUAAUCCUGGAAAUAAAUAUAUAAAAAAUAAACAUUGUAUAAAUAAAAAAGAUCACUAUUAUAAUUUAAAUAAUGCAUAUAGAGAGGAAGAUGAUAAUAAAAACUAUUAUAAUAAUAUUUAUAACAAUUUAACAGAUGAUGAACAUAAAAGUAACGAAUUUGUUUAUAAUAAUAAAGAUUCUAAAACUAAAAAUAUAAUGAAGAAUGAAAUAAAUGUAAAUGAACAAAUGAAAAAGACAAAAUAUAUUUAUAAGAAUAACAACGAUAAUCAUGUAGUUCCUGGUGAUAAAAUAUAUAGAAGUGAAGAUAUUUAUGAAAAUGAAGAAAGAAAUAACUAUUUUAAAACUUUUCCAAAUAAAAGUUAUAAGAAAGUCGAUGGUGAAGAUAUGUAUAUUAAUAAUGAUAGAAUUAAAAAUGAUGAAAAUAAUAUAAAUGACAUGUAUAGGAAUGAUAGAUAUAUAUCAUCUAAUAAAAAAUUUGAAAAUGAUUAUUCUAUGUAUGAAAAAAAAUAUAUAGAUGACAAACAAAAUGAUGAAGGUAUAAAAAUGAAAAAAAAUGCUAUUUUUAAGAAUAUAGAAGAAAAAAAAAUGUUUUAUAAAAAUAAUUUUAUAGAAUAUAAUAAUAACAAUUACGGAAUAGAAAAUAAUGGAAAAAAUAAAAUUUCUUAUGGAAAUAUUAACGAAAUUUCAGAUAAAAAUGAUAUAAAUAAUAACCUCGAAGAAAAAGAGUUGUUUUAUUAUAAAGAAAGAAACAAUAUAUUAAAUAAUAAUGAAAAUAAAAAAAAAAAAAUAUAUAUAGAUGAUUAUUAUAUUGAUAAAAAUGAUUAUAACGAUAAAUGUGAAAACAAAAAUAAUAAAUAUUCUUCCAUUAUGAAUAAUAAAUAUAAAAAUGAUUCAUAUAUGUAUAAUAAUGAUGACGAUUAUUAUAACCGAAAAUAUUCUCAAUUGAAAUCAAAUGAUCAUAUAAAUCCCAAUUAUAAAAGUAUUAAUUAUGAAUAUAAUAAUAAAUCAAAUAAUAUUUAUAACCGUAUGAACGAAAGAAAUAAUUAUGAUGAUACAAAUUAUCAUAAAAAUGAAAUACAUUUUCAUCAAAAUUCUGUUGAUUAUUUAAACAAAAAAGAUAUUUAUGAUCAAUAUGAAAACAUUGAUGAACAACAUAAUAUGUAUAAUAAGAUGAAUAUACAUAAUAAUUAUAAUGUAAAAAAUACAUAUUUUAAUGAAAAUCAAGAUCAAGAAAAUAUAUAUUUAAACAAAAUGAAUAUUAAUCUUAAUUCAGAAAUGAUGAAUUUUAAUGAAUUUUCUGACAAUAAAAAUAAUAUAAAAAAUUUGAAUGAAAAUCAACUAGACAUAAAUGAUGAAAAAAAAAGAGAGGAAAAUAAUCAUGGAAAUGUUACUUCUAGUGGAGAAAAGAAAGAAGAGGAAAAUUCAAAAAUUUCUAUAAAUGCAAAUAAGAAUAACGAAAUUGGUAUAAUAGAAAAUAAUGAGGAAAAGGAAAAAUUAAAUGAUUUUUCUAAUGAUAAUGAUUUACAAAAAGAGAAUCUAAAUAAAACAAGUAUAGUAAAUAAUAAUUUAUCAAAUAAUAUAGCACAAAAUAUUACUACAACUAAUAAUAUAGAUCUCUUAAAUAAACAAAAUAAAGAUCAACCACCUGUAAAGAAAAAAAGAGGACGACCGAAAUUAAAAAAAACACCUCCAGAAGAACUGCAAUCAAAUGAAAAUAAUAAUAAUAAUAAUAAUAAUAAUAAUAAUAAUAAUAAUAAUAAUAAUAAUAAUAUACUAUCAUAUCAACCAGGAAAUCAAAAUAUACAAACAAAUAAUUUUAAUAACUUAAAUAAUAAUGUAGUGAAUGAUUUGAAUAAUCCAUUAUAUAAUAAUGUGAAUUCAGUAAUUAAUCCUACAUAUAAUACACAAAUACCUCAUACCAUAAAUACUCAUUUAAAUCAACCUUUAGAUCAAUUAAAUCAGCAAAUAAAUCAAGCAUUAGGUCAACCUUUAAAUUAUCAAUUAGCCCCACCUCCCCCUCAGGCAUUAAGUCAUCAGUUAACUGAUCCAUUAAGUCAGUUAAAUAAACCAUUAGUUCAACCAUUAAAUCAGCAAAUAAAUCAACAAUUAAAUUCCCAAUUAGAUCAACAAAUGUCACAUCAAAUUAAUCAUGCAUUAAAUCAACAAUUAAAUAUUCCAUUAAAUCAGCAAAUAAAUCAACAAUUAGGUCAUCCAUUAAAUACUCAGUUGGAUCAACAAAUUAAUAAUCCGAUAAAUCAACAAUUAAACCAUCCUUUAAAUCAGCAAAUAAAUUCUCAGUUAGACCAACAAAUGAAUCAACAAUUAAAUAUGAAUUUAAAUCCAUCAUAUAAUCAUCAUCAUAUUUAUAAUAAUAAUAAUGUGAAUAAGCAUAUGAAUCCAUCCCUAUAUGUAAUUCAAAAUAGGAUGAAUAAUAAUUUUAAAGGAAAUAUAAAUGAAGAACAAUUUGCUCCUAUGUAUAAUAAUUAUGAUAAAGAAAUAACGAAUCAUGUUGAAUCUAAUUAUUAUUAUAGAAAUAUGGAUAAACUGAAAAAUAAUAAAGACGAUUUCUCUUAUGAAGGAGAAGAAGAAUUUAAUAAAAAUAAUAAAAGAAAUGCUAGAUCAACAACAAGUGAAUCAGAAGAAAAAGAUUCAGAGAGAGAAUUUAAAAAAGUUCAUAAGAAAAGAGGAAGAAGAAGAAAAAAGGAUAUAGAACAAAAUGAAAAUAAAUCAAAUAAUAAUAUUGAAAAUAAAUCAUCUUCAGAUUUUUAUAAAAACAAUAUAAAUAAUAAUUUGAAAAAUGAAUUAAAAACAGAUCCAGGAUACUCUACUUUUGUUGAUGAAAAUAACAAAACUGUUUCUUACAGGGUGUCUUAUCAUCCUGCUGAUGCUGUGUGGGAAAAAAUAUCAGGUGUUAAGUUUGGUCCGAUGAUAUUAACAGCUCAAAGUAGAACAACAAAUGUAAUUUUAUCAAAAAAAAGAUCUAUUGAAUUAGGGAAUAUUUUACAUAAUUUAAUAUACGGUUAUAUAUAUAAAGGAGACAAUGUUAGAUUGACAAUAGGGAAAGAAUCAAAAAAUGUAAAAAGUGGUUCUCCUUUUUUUUUGCCAAGUUUUAUGGAUUGCAGCAUACAUAAUGAUGAUGAAUCAGGAUCUGCUAAAAUAUUUUUAUGUUUUGUUUACCUAAAUUAA
This is a messenger RNA of Plasmodium gallinaceum, 4701 nucleotides long. Its product is annotated as conserved Plasmodium protein, unknown function. Bases 1 to 4701 code for a protein of 1566 amino acids. The transcript has 7 exons. NCBI's taxonomy places the organism in Eukaryota, Apicomplexa, Aconoidasida, Haemosporida, Plasmodiidae. The record is from RefSeq and is a predicted model, not a curated record.